AAUUCAACCAGUGACCCCCCCCCCCCCCCCCCUCCAGAAAAAUAAUAAAAAAAUCACUAAAGAUGAAGAUGAACAGUGCUCGCAUGGGGAGCUCAAAGAGAAGGAUUUCAAGCAAAGGGCUAGGAGCUGUCCUUAGAGAACAAAGGGCUAGGCUUUACAUAAUAAGGAGAUGUGUGGUCAUGUUAAUAUGCUGGCAUGAUUAACACUAUAAUCUCCUCCUAUAGUUACGAUGGGGAUAAGUAAUCUUCCCCUUUUUUUUCUUCUUGGUGGAGUGUAAAUAGCUGCGGCAGGGCUGGAAAUUAUUAUGGGAGAGUUUUUUUUUUUUUUCUUAACAAAUUUUGUUAUGGCUUGGCCUUAUGGGGCUUCGAUAAUCAAUGUAUACACCGGAUAGUAUGAAUCAAAGCUUCGAUAUUAUCUAACAAA
Messenger RNA from Populus nigra (black poplar), 423 nucleotides. Its product is annotated as small polypeptide DEVIL 4. Gene Ontology annotation, biological process: negative regulation of cell population proliferation. The record is from RefSeq and is a predicted model, not a curated record. The transcript has a single exon. Lineage: Eukaryota; Viridiplantae; Streptophyta; Magnoliopsida; Malpighiales; Salicaceae. Bases 63 to 203 code for a protein of 46 amino acids.